AUGGUUAAGAGGUUCCAAAACGACUCCCAAUUCUGGGCCCAAUGUGGCAAAUGCCCGGCCCAUCGUAGACAUUUCCAGUGCCGGAUCCGAAUCCGCGACCAAUUUAGUUUAUCGAAUCGCUCUCUUCUCCCCCCCCCCCCCCCCACCUCAGUUAGCCUCCUUCUCACGAGCGAGAGAGAUGGAGAAGAAGAAUCAGCAGCGGCGGCGACGAAGACGAAGGAGGAGGUGGAGGCUGAGAUAACGAAGGCGAUGCUCUCGCGCCUCCCCGAUUUCAAGCAGCAAGCCGAUAACUUGACUCUUGAAGGUGUUCGAAGGGCAUUAGAAAAAGACCUAGGGAUGGAGAAAUUAUCUUUGGAUGCUCAUAAGAAGUUUAUAAAGCAAUGUUUGGAAAAGUACUUUUAUGACGCUGAUGCUAAGAAUGCAUCCGAGACUGAGGAGAAAAUUGCAGAAGAACCUGCUCAGCCAGUGAGAGAAGAAGUAUUGCAGCCAGAAGAUCUAAGGAAUAGAAUUGCUGAUCUAAACGAAAGUUUACGAGGGUCUCCUGCUUUAGAUGAACAUGCACAUGCUGAUAAUGAAACUGGAAAAAGUCAUGAUAGUUCUGAUCAUGGUACCGAAAUCAGUGAAGACAUGAUCAAGAAGGCAAUUGAAAAAAGAGUUCCUUACCUGAGAUCUAAUCUUGAGAUUACACUGGGAAAACUUCGUCGCCUAUUAGAAGAAGACCUUAAACUUGAGAAGAAUAGCUUGGAUGCUUUUAAAAAAUUCAUCAGCGAUGAACUGGAUGCUGUCUUGCAAUCGGAUGAAGUUAUUCAAGCUACAAAUGGUGCUAAGAAAGAAUCUAAAAAGACCUCCAGCAGAAGAGUCACAGGAACAACAGGCAAAGGCAAUAAGAAAUCGAGGAAGGAUUCAGACUCCUCAGAUUCUGAUGAUGUUUUUAGUGACAAUGAAGAAGAGGAGGAGAUCAAAAAACCUAAAAAGAGGCCUGCACAAAAACUGAAAGCAGACGCAAAAGGUUCAAAGAGACAGAAAAUAUCAGCACAAAAGAGCAAAGCAUCAAGCGCUGGGAAGAAAAAACCAGUGGAUAAAGACUUAGAGAAAAGUGAUGAAAGUGAUGGUGGCAAGUCUGAAGAUGAUCGCUCUCAGUCAUCAGGCGAAGAGGAGGAAGUUAAGAAGAAAAAUGAAAAGCCAGCUCAAAUAUAUGGGAAACGAGUGGAACACCUAAAGUCAAUAAUCAAAUCAUGUGGAAUUGGUAUCCCCCCAUCAAUUUAUAAGAGGGUCAAACAAGCUCCCGAAAGCAAACGAGAAGCACAGCUGAUAAAGGAGCUGGAAGAAAUUCUUGAAAAGGAAGGUUUAUCAACAGAUCCUUCUGAGAAAGAAAUAAAAGCAGUUAAGAAGAGAAAAGAAAGAGCAAAGGAACUUGAGGGCAUUGACAUGAGUAAUAUUGUCUCAAGUUCUCGUCGAAGAAACACAUCCAGCUAUAUUCCCAUUCCAAAGCCUAAAAUAGAAGUUGAGAGCGACGAAGAUGAAGGCGGCGAAGAAGAGGAGGAAGAUGAAGACAAUGAAGAGGAUAGUGAUGAGGGUAACAAUGACGAAGACUCGAGUGAAGCAUCUGAUGGAGGGAAUGGAAUGUUCUGUUCCACCAGUUAUGGCCAAAUUCCACUACAACACAAAUUCCUCUUUAGGGUCAGCUUGACAAGUGCAUGGAGCUCUAUUCAUAGGCUUCUAAGUUAUCUUAUUAUUACUCUCAGAUAUACUUCUAUUUUGUAUUACUUUUUGCGACUGGGAUAUGUAUCGUGGCCGAUAUGUUCGAUAGAAAAACAUGAAACCCGCUGAUUUCUUUUUCCUUUUUUUGAAUUUG
Messenger RNA from Asparagus officinalis (garden asparagus), 1855 nucleotides. Its product is annotated as eukaryotic translation initiation factor 5B-like. NCBI's taxonomy places the organism in Eukaryota, Viridiplantae, Streptophyta, Magnoliopsida, Asparagales, Asparagaceae. Gene Ontology annotation, cellular component: nucleus. The record is from RefSeq and is a predicted model, not a curated record.